Molecule: messenger RNA, 1660 nt
Organism: Cucurbita maxima (winter squash)
Lineage: Eukaryota; Viridiplantae; Streptophyta; Magnoliopsida; Cucurbitales; Cucurbitaceae
Exons: 2
Coding region: 188-1309 (373 amino acids)
Molecular function (GO): methyltransferase activity
Source: RefSeq, a predicted model, not a curated record
CUCGAUCUACAAUUCAAAAAUCCAACGCCCUAGCGACAUUCCAUCAAAUGAUUUCUAAGAAACGCGUUGUAGUGGAUCCUAACUCUCUCCAAGAUUCUCACGUCUGUGAAGCCAUGGCAGCGAGAAGCUCCAUAGAGUGGGAGAUUUGUAUGUGAAAAAACGGAGAGAGAAGGAAAAAUUUCGCGUAAUGGGUUUCACAAUGGGUUUGAAUUUGCUUCUUCUCGUUGCAAUGGUGGCCACCAAUAUCCUUUCUCUUUACCAUCUUUCUUCCACGAUUCAAUCCACGAAAUCCCCUGUUUCUCAGCCAGUUCCCGAUCACCUAAUCCGGCAGCUUCAGACCAUACGCGCCACCAUCAACCACCUCACGCGCCUCCACCCCACGGCGGUAGCCACUGCAUCCAAAACCAAACACUCUAUCCCUUCAGAUCUCGUCCUGUACUCCCAAUUCUCCCCAUUUGCUUCCUCUUGCCAUAGCAAUCCAGAGCUUCUUCAUAGGUUCAUGAACUACACUCCAUUUUCGACUUGCCCUUCUGAUUCUGAGCUCGCCGAGGCUUUGAUUCUUCGUGGAUGUCAUCCACUUCCUCGUCGGCGGUGUUUUGCCAAAACCCCACAAAAACCCUCUUCUUCUUUGCCGCAAAAUCCCUUUGAUUCUUCGAUUCCGGAGGCCAAUGUAAUUUGGAGGAAAUAUUCGUGUAAGGGUUUUGGGUGUUUGAAUCGAUUGAAUCCGAAUUUGGGGUUCGACCCUUCUCGUGAAAUCACUAAAUUCAUGACCUACAAGACUGAAUUGGACCUCCCAAUCCCUCAAUUGUUGCAGAUUAUGAAGGCGUCUAACUCUGUUCUUCGUCUUGGCCUCGAUAUUGGCGGUGGAACCGCCACUUUUGGUGCUAGAAUGAAGCUUUACAAUGUCACUAUAGUCACUACGACUAUGAACCUUGGCGCGCCGUACAAUGAGGUUGCGGCGCUUAGAGGGUUGGUUCCUUUGCAUGUGCCGCUGCAGCAGCGGUUGCCUGUUUUUGAUGGAGUGAUGGAUUUGGUCCGUUGUGGGCAUGCUGUGAAUCGGUGGAUUCCUGUGAAAUCUAUGGAGUUUUUGUUGUAUGAUAUUGAUAGAGUGUUGAGAGUUGGGGGUUAUCUUUGGUUUGAUCAUUUCUUCAGCAAAGGGGUGGAUCUUGAUAAGGUUUAUUCUCCUUUGAUUAACAAGUUGGGGUACCGGAAGGUUAAGUGGGCGACGGCGGAUAAGGCGGAUACCGGCGGGGUGAAGAACAGGGAGGUUUACUUGACGGCGUUGCUGCAGAAGCCUGUGCCAACAUGAGAAAAUUUCAAAUCAUUGACAGACAGAUAAGCUGCGGCUAGGCUCGGAUUAUACGAGGAAGGAAGCAAUUUAGUUAAUGAAACAGUCAAAUUCUUGUGCACAGAAACUCAAAUAUCUUAUCCACCACCACCAUGGACUGCUCAUCUGCCAAAGCUACUGAGUGUGUUUGAACUGAAACGGACAAGAUGGUGUGGAAAAAAAGCAUCCACAAACAGAUUUCUGGGAAUUUAUGUUCCAAAUGGAAGUUCUUACAGACACAAAUGGUCGCUUGUUCUUGUAGGUUCUGUCGGAUUUAUACAUGGUUUUGUUCUGAAUGGGGUAUGAAUAUUUCUUUCAUUAAUUGUUCUUAUA